AUGGCGGGUGCUGUGCUGCCCCUCACUCCCCUCUUCCUCCCUCACUCCCCUCUUCCUCCCUCACUCCCCUCUUCCUCCCUCACUCCCCUCUUCCUCCCUCACUCCCCUCUUCCUUCCUCCCCACUCCCCUCUUCCUUCCUCCCCCACUCCCCUCUUCCUUCCUCCCCCACUCCCCUCUUCCUUCCUCCCCCACUCCCCUCUUCCUUCCUCUCCCACUCCCCUCUUCCUUCCUCUCCCACUCCCCUCUUCUUCCUCUCCCACUCCCCUCUUCUUCCUCUCCCACUCCCCUCUUCCUUCCUCUCCCACUCCCCUCUUCCUUCCUCUCCCACUCCCCUCUUCCUUCCUCUCCCACUCCCCUCUUCCUUCCUCUCCCACUCCCCUCUUCCUUCCUCUCCCACUCCCCUCUUCCUUCCUCUCCCACUCCCCUCUUCCUUCCUCUCCCACUCCCCUCUUCCUUCCUCUCCCACUCCCCUCUUCCUUCCUCUCCCACUCCCCUCUUCCUUCCUCUCCCACUCCCCUCUUCCUUCCUCUCCCACUCCCCUCUUCCUUCCUCUCCCACUCCCCUCUUCCUUCCUCUCCCACUCCCCUCUUCCUUCCUCUCCCACUCCCCUCUUCCUCUCCACUCCCUCUUCCUUCCUCUCCCACUCCCCUCUUCCUUCCUCUCCCACUCCCCUCUUCCUUCCUCUCCCACUCCCCUCUUCCUUCCUCUCCCACUCCCCUCUUCCUUCCUCUCCCACUCCCCUCUUCCUUCCUCUCCCACUCCCCUCUUCCUUCCUCUCCCACUCCCCUCUUCCUUCCUCUCCCACUCCCCUCUUCCUUCCUCUCCCACUCCCCUCUUCCUUCCUCUCCACUCCCCUCUUCCUUCCUCUCCCACUCCCCUCUUCCUUCCUCUCCCACUCCCCUCUUCCUUCCUCUCCCACUCCCCUCUUCCUUCCUCUCCCACUCCCCUCUUCCUUCUCUCCCACUCCCCUCUUCCUUCCUCUCCCACUCCCCUCUUCCUUCCUCUCCCACUCCCCUCUUCCUUCCUCUCCCACUCCCCUCUUCCUUCCUCUCCCACUCCCCUCUUCCUUCCUCUCCCACUCCCCUCUUCCUUCCUCUCCCACUCCCCUCUUCCUUCCUCCCCCACUCCCCUCUUCCUUCCUCUCCCACUCCCCUCUUCCUUCCUCUCCCACUCCCCUCUUCCUUCCUCUCCCACUCCCCUCUUCCUCACACCCCUCUUCCUCCCUCACUCCCCUCUUCCUCACACCCCUCUUCCUCCCUCACUCCCCUCUUCCUUCCUCCCUCACUCCCCUCUUCCUCCCUCCCUCACUCCCCUCGGCAUCACUCACAGAUGCCCAUCAUGUUGUGUUGCCGCAGGUAGUCGGGCAGAGUCUGCGACGACCGCCAGUUCGACACGCUGUUGGGCGCCAAGGGGACGAGCGCGGGAGGGGCAGGUGGAACAGGGGGCGGGAGCAGAAGGCGUCGGUCCGCUGCAUUGCGCGCACAGCGGCGACGGCGCGGCACGGGGAAGGCGGCUCACCAGUUGCUGAUGCUGCGCACCACGAGCCCCGACGUGAAGCACGUGCGCGACUCCUCGUCCUCUGCGCGCCGAUGGGGGAAGGAGGAGGGGGGAAGGGAGAGGACAGGGGGGAAGGGAGAGGACAGGGGAGAAGGGAGAGGACAGGGGAGAAGGGAGAGGACAGGGGAGAAGGGAGAGGACAGGGGAGAAGGGAGAGGACAGGGGAGAAGGGAGUGUUAGGGGGCGGGACGGGGGAUGUGCGCGAUGAUCGCCGGCGCAGCGACGACACGGGCGAGCGAGGGGCAGGGGGAAAGGUAGACAGACAGGGACGGGUGGGUGCGCCUUCCCCAUGCGCCUUCCCCCAUGCGCCUUUCCCCAUGCGCCUUCCCCCAUACGCCUUCCCCCAUGCGCCUUCCACCAUGCGCCUUCCACCAUGCGCCUUCCGCCAUGCGCCAUCCACCAUGCGCCGUGCCGCGCCCAUGCCUCCCCAAUUGCGCCUCCCCAAUUUUCUGAAACCCCGGCGUCCGCGCAUCUUCACGCCCUCCCUGCGUCCCUCCCUCCGUUCCUCCUCUUUUAGCCCGUCCUUCAAGCCCCACCCAGGCCCUCUUUUCCCCAAUUCCCCUUCCUCGCGCACCUCUUGCUCGGCCUCCCAGUGUGCGCCCUACCUGCGUCGCCAUGCGCAAGUGACCUCGGAGAACCGACCGCACCUUCUCCCCUCCCCCUCCCCCUCCCCCUCCCGCCUCCCCCCUCGCCCCACUCCUUGCGUCGCGUCCAAGCCUGCAGUGAACUUUCGUUCACUUAUCAACGCACCGCUUUCCCCCCCCAUGCCACUUGCUCUUCUUCCCCCUUCCUUGCAGGAUGAGGCGGUGGGGCGGCAGGGCGAGGGGGGCGCGGAGCAGAAUGGAGCGGGCGUGGAGGAGAGCGUGGUGAUGCAGUGGCGCGAGAUGCCAGGGCCUGCCUCCACGCCGUACUGCACGCCGCGCCUGCUCGCCAUCGACUAUAAAGGCUGCCUCGGCCCCGUCUGCCUCGCCUCGCCUCUCCAUGCCCAUGGGGGCAUCGCCGCUGCACCGUCUGCCAUGCCUACCUGGUCUGGCCCCUCCCAUGUCUCGUCGCCCGCGCCUCUCCCCCUCAACCCCUUCCUGCGCCGCCUGCUGCACCCACCCGCACCCGCCGCUCACACAGCCUCUUCCGCACCUAAUUCCCAGGCCAGGGGGGAGGAACGGCACGAGGCCACAGGCAGGCACGGUGGGGGGGAGCUGGGAGAGGAGGCAGAGGGGGAGGCGGAAGGGGAGGAAGAGGAGGAGGCGGAGGUGGCGCGGGGGUUGGAGGGCGGCGUGGGGUACUGGACGGAGUACCUUAAAGCCCACGUGCGCCCCGCCAGUGUGGUGCAGGUGCCGGGCGGGUGGUGGCAGGGUGCGCUCUCCCCCCUGGACGCGGGGGGGUAUGGCGACUGGCGCGAGGUGGGGGGCGGGCGGGAGGGCGAGGAGGAGGUGGAGGAGGGCGUGAGGCGGCUGGCAGAGGAGUGUGAUGCGCUGCAGGGAUUCUCGCUGCUGCUGCACGCCACCUCGCCCUUUGCCUCCCUCGCCACGCGCACCGCACUGCACCUGGCUGCGGAGUUCCCAAGGGCGCCCAAGCUGCUCUUCUCCCUGCGCCCCCCUGACGCCCUGCUCCCGCCCGCCACCCUCUCCCCCGGCCCCCACGCCCUGCCCGGCAUGCCCUCGCUGCAUGACCUCUCGUCUGCCGUCUCCCUGGCCUCGCUGCUGCCCCUCACCUCCCUCAUUCUGCCCCUCGGCCUGCCCUCCCUCUCCAGUGUGCUGCCCCACGUGCAUGCCAGCGACACCGCUCUCUUCCACUCCUCUGCUCUGCUCGCCACUGCCAUCGACGCCCUCUCCUCGCCCUUCCGCCUCGCCCCGCGCGCCCCCACCUGCGCCUCCUCCCCCGUGGGCGCCGUGUCCCUCAGGGACUACUGCGCCCUGCUCUCCCUCUCCUCGCCCCAUGCCGCCCUCGCUUUCGCCUCCUUGGCCCUGCCGGCUCAGCCGCUACACGAGGCAGGGGAGCAGGAGGCGGCGAGUGGAAGCUCGCCAUGUAGCAUGGCGGUGCUGACGUCAGACGUGUGCAGCAGCGGAGAGGGGCGAGGAGGGAGGGGAGGAGGCAGUAGGGGAGGGCAGCGAGGCGAGGGGAUGGGGCAGCAGCAGGAGGGGGAGGAGGGGGAGGAUUUGGAAGCAGGCAUUGGAGCACAGGUGGUGGUGGCACGUGGUGCAGUGGGGCAGCAAGCUACAGGGCACAUGAGUGUGCUGUGCAUCCCUCGCUCACUGCACCUCCUCAUCUUCAUUCACUGCACCCCCCUUUUCCCCUCCCUUCUCCCCUCCCCUUUCCCCUCCCUUCUCCCCUCCCUUCUCCCCUCCCCUCACCCCUCCCCUCUCCCCUCCCUUUUCCCACCCUCCCACAUGUCUGCAGGCCCCACCAGCACUGUCCCCACACCGCUACCACCAGCGGCGGCAGCAGCAGCCAUCCACCGGGCCCUCCUCGCCGCCCGCCCUCGUGCUCCGCCCUGCAUUGCCCACAUCGCCGCCGCCCAGCAGCCCCUCGCCAUUCCCCUGCCCUUUCCUCGGUUCUUCUCCGCUGACAUCAGCAAAUACGGCCUCAUCCUGCCGCCCUCCCGGCACCGUGCUAGCCACUUUGCUUCCCUGGCGGGCGGGGUAGCAGCAGCAGCGGCGGGUGGAGUGGGAGGAGGGGGGUGGGGAGGCGGGAAUGGGGUGGGAAUGGGACCGGAUGUGGAGUGGGCGCCAGUGGUGGCGCGGGCAGCAGCGGGGAGGGGUGGGGCACGGCACGGGGAGGUGCUUGCCGGUGCUUUGGAGUGGGUGGGGGGCCCUCGAGGGGGGGCGGGCAGGCAGGUGGUGGCGGCGUGGGGGGUGGAGGGCGAGGAGGUGCGGGAGAUGCGCGAGCGCGUGUUGGAUGUGUGUGGGCGGCUCAGGGGGGAGAGAUAUGAGGAUGACAGUGAGUGA
Closterium sp. NIES-65 is the source of this 4503-nucleotide messenger RNA. NCBI's taxonomy places the organism in Eukaryota, Viridiplantae, Streptophyta, Zygnematophyceae, Desmidiales, Closteriaceae. The record is from the annotation of a GenBank genome assembly.